Molecule: messenger RNA, 2424 nt
Organism: Abrus precatorius (Indian licorice)
Lineage: Eukaryota; Viridiplantae; Streptophyta; Magnoliopsida; Fabales; Fabaceae
Product: probable WRKY transcription factor 20
Exons: 7
Coding region: 150-1931 (593 amino acids)
Biological process (GO): regulation of DNA-templated transcription
Molecular function (GO): sequence-specific DNA binding; DNA-binding transcription factor activity
Source: RefSeq, a predicted model, not a curated record
UUUUGAUAACAGUAGAAGGAAGAGGUAGCAGCACAGAGAAGGAGGAGGAGCAGAGAAAAUGUUUAAAACGAUGGACACGAGAGAAACACAGCAACGAAACGGAGAGUAAAAGAGAGAGUGAGAAUUUGAGAUCCAUUCUUACAAGUCAAAUGGUAAUGGACACCGCCGAACCCCUCUCCGGUGAGCUCCGGCGAGGAGAGUCUCAAUUGGAAUCCGACGAUCCGAAUCGACCCGUACUGACGCCCAAUUCUGCCGCUGCCGGAGCUCCGGUCACCGCCGGCGCGAGGUACAAGCUGAUGUCGCCCGCGAAGCUUCCGAUCUCGAGGUCGCCGUGCGUCACGAUUCCGCCGGGGCUUAGUCCCACGUCGUUUCUGGAGUCGCCGGUGCUGCUCUCGAACAUGAAGGUUGAACCUUCACCGACUACAGGAUCCCUUCCUAUGCUUCAUCAAAUAGCACAUGGCUCUGUGACUUCUGCUGCAUCUGCUACUUUUCCUGUAUCUACUUCAUGCUUCAAUACCAAUACUGUUGAUGACAGAAAAUCCAGUUUCUUUGAGUUUAAACCACACAGUAGAUCAAAUAUGGUUCCUGCAGACUCUGACAACCAUGCAAGUGAAAAAUCUAUGCAAAUAGAUGGUCAAGGAAAAGCUCAAUCUUUUGACUCAUCACCAUUAGUCAAAAGUGAGAUAGCAGUCCCUUCAAACGAAUUAAGUCUAUCAUCACCAGUUCAACUGGUUAGUUCAGUAGCUAGUGCUCAUGUUGAAGGUGAUUUGGACGAAUUGAACCCUAGGAACAACAUAGCAUCUGGGCUUCAAGCAUCACAAGUUGACAGUAGAGGCAAUGGAAUUUCAGUUACAGCUGAGAGAGUAUCUGAUGAUGGAUACAACUGGCGAAAAUAUGGACAAAAACAUGUUAAAGGAAGUGAAUUUCCACGCAGUUAUUAUAAAUGUACACAUCCUAAUUGUGAAGUGAAGAAAUUAUUUGAACGCUCUCAUGAUGGACAAAUCACUGAGAUAAUUUACAAGGGAACACACGAUCAUCCUAAACCUCAACCUAACCGCCGAUACUCUGCUGGAACUAUUAUGUCUAUGCAAGAAGAGAGAUCUGAUAAGGCUUCUUUGACUAGCCGAGAUGACAAAGGAUCCAAUAUAUUUGGCCAGAUAUCUCACACAGCUGAGCCUGACAGAACUCUAGAGCUAUCACCUGUAGCAACAAAUGAUGAUAAUCUAGAGGGUACAGGGUUUUUGUCAAGCCGGAAUAAUGAUGAGAUUGAUGAUGAUGAUCCCUUCUCAAAACGAAGAAAAAUGGAUCUUGGAAAUGCUGACAUCAUUCCUGUAGUUAAACCUAUCCGGGAGCCACGUGUUGUUGUACAAACUCUGAGUGAGGUUGAUAUAUUAGAUGAUGGUUACCGCUGGCGAAAGUAUGGGCAGAAGGUUGUGAGAGGCAAUCCUAACCCUAGGAGUUAUUACAAAUGCACUAACACUGGUUGCCCAGUUCGAAAGCAUGUGGAGAGGGCAUCUCAUGAUCCAAAAGCUGUGAUAACCACAUACGAGGGUAAACACAAUCAUGAUGUACCAACUGCAAGGAAUAGCUGUCAUGACAUGGCAGGACCAGCAACUGCAGGUGGACAGACAAGAAUUAGGCCAGAUGAGAGUGAUACCAUUAGCCUUGACCUCGGGAUGGGCAUUAGCCCAGCUGCUGAAAACACGUCAAACAGUCAAGGUAGAAUGAUGCUUUCUGAAUUUGGAGACAGUCAAACUCGCACCAUCAAUUCCAAUUUUAAGUUUGUUCAUUCUACUACGGCUCCAGCAUACUUUGGUGUUAUAAGUAACAACUCGUAUGGUUCUAGAGAAAAUCCCACUGAUAGUCCAUCUUUAAACCAUUCUGCUUAUCCUUGCCCUCAGAACAUGGGAAGAAUACUAAUGGGUCCUUAAAAUUGGUUGCACAACAACAAAAAAAAAGAAUAAUGAAAUUCUGAGUUCCAUUUUUCUUCUUUUUUGGCGGGUAAAGCUUUAAAGGCAGGGCUCCUCAUUUUCUCUUUGGAAAUGCUGAUAGUUCUUUUAUGUUAUUAUCAUUAUAUGGGAGCUGCUCUUUAUUAGGAUUAUUAGUAGCUGUGCCCCUUCAGGUUGACUUUUAAAUCUAGUUGCUGUUUGUAUAAUUAUAUACAGAUUCUUCUGUACAAAUAUGAAGCUUAUACAAAGUUGCUUCAACAAAAAUCCUUGUAAAAGUGUUUGAAUUGAAUUCAACUAUUUAUAAGUAGCUUCUGGCAUGUUCCUGAACCCCUGUAAAUUCAGUUGAUAGCCAUAGUUUCUCAGCCUUGGUCAUAAGGCAGACAUACCCAGAAUGUCAAAACAAAUUAUGUAAUUUUAUGUAGCGAAAUUCAAUGGAAUUCUGAAUUUGUAGUUUUGUACACGGUUGGUUUUCUAG